AAAUACGAAAAAUAUGGACCUAGAAUCGUUUCGCUCAAAGUAUAGCGAUCUAACAGUCACCGCUUUGCCUCCUGGCGGAAAGAAGAAGGAAUCAACGAAGGCCAACGAAGAGGACAUCAAGAUGGCAACUGUGGAGGAAAAACCGCCACGCGUUGAGAUUACUCGUGUAUCAUCUGGUAAUGGCACUGCAUACGGACCCCCCACAUCAACUUUUUUAGGCGGUUCCUCAUCGUCCUCUGCUGGCGGACCAGCACACGGACCUAGCUCUGGAGUAUUUGCAUCGAACCACCGCGGCGGUUCUAUAUUGGAACCAUCCCCAUCGACCCCUGCUGACGGGUCUGGCUCCUUGCGCACCCGAUCGCGGCAGCAGACUGCCGCCGCCUUGGCCUACGCCUGCGAGUACAAGCAGGUGAUGGCUAAACUGGAUUACACGAAGUUCAUGCAGGCCAAGCUGAAGCAGCUGUCCGCAUCGCAGGGCCAAAAUAACGCCGGAGCAGCUCACAAUAGUGUGAUGACAUCGGAGAAAAUCGUCGUUGCCGACGAGGAUGUCCAAGGGAACAUUGUGGACACAUUUGACAAUCUUGUGUCCGUUGUGGGGAAGAUGAAGGCCGUUUUGAACCCCACCGUCAUGGGGAUGCGGUUCGCCUCGGAGCGUAUGCUGCAUGAGAUAACCAAUGCCCGUGUCGUGGUCAAGACGGGUCAAAUAAUUCUAAAGCGCGAAGAACUGGAUACUUCAGUUACUCCCUCCGACGAGUGACGUCAUCCGGUGCAGGUUCACCGCCACUCGUUUUACGACAUUUUUCAGUGAGUGCCAUACUAAAAGAACAAUAAAACAAUAACAAAACGCGGGGAGUUCUGGGAAC
This is a messenger RNA of Drosophila persimilis, 863 nucleotides long. RefSeq lists its product as uncharacterized. Bases 14 to 757 code for a protein of 247 amino acids. The transcript has a single exon. The record is from RefSeq and is a predicted model, not a curated record. Lineage: Eukaryota; Metazoa; Arthropoda; Insecta; Diptera; Drosophilidae.